Messenger RNA from Gongylonema pulchrum, 385 nucleotides. Lineage: Eukaryota; Metazoa; Nematoda; Chromadorea; Rhabditida; Gongylonematidae. The record is from the annotation of a GenBank genome assembly.
GACAGUAAAAAAAACUGAGGCUCUAUUUCAGGUGGGCAGUGUAAUUUUACCGUUCAGUACGAUAAACGAAGUGCUCGAUGGGUACUGGGUAUUUGGUGAACUGUGGUGUACCAUAUGGCUUACGAUGGAUAUUUGGAUGUGUACGGCAUCAAUUUACAAUUUGGUUGCAAUAAGCAUUGAUCGCUUUAUUGCAAUCAUUAAGCCCCUGCACUAUCCGACACUGGUAACCAGAAGCCGAGCGCAUACAACAGUUGCUGCUGUUUGGAUCAGUUCUUUUGUUGUGUGCAGUCCCAGUUUUCUGGUUGCAAGUACGCAUAAACCGGAAACAGAUUAUUGCCGUUGUACACCAGCACAUGCUAGUACUGCAUAUAUUAUUUUUAGGUAA